AUGGGCGAGGAAGAGGAAAACGAGCCAACUAGCUUCCCGAAGCUCAAAUUUCCGUUUCUACCCCUAUCCUCCGUCGCCACGCAAUCUCCGGACCACCACCACCCGCCGCCGCCGCUAGAGACCCAGGCUUCGGUGCCGUUCAAGUGGGAGGAGCAGCCCGGGAAGCCCCGACCCUGCACAGACAUCAUAACCCUACCCGGACCCGCCAGGCUCCCGGAGCCCCCUCCAUGCCGGCUAACACUUACAAAGAUGCCCUCGCCCACCACGGUUCUCGACGGACCGUACGUGUACAGCGUGGCCCGGCCAAGGUUCUCCUCCUUCCGGCUCUUCAGGGAGCCGUUCGACGGCAUCGGCGACAGCCCCCGCGGCUCCAUGGACGGGCCGGUCGGAGACGGUGGGGCCCACAAGAGGAAGGGGUUUCUUGGCCGGGGCUUGAUGAGGUUCAAGGGCGAUGGGAGGUCGACGGAAGGUGGCAGGGGUAAUUCGGGGUUUUCAUCACCGGCCUCGGCUGAGGGGAAGCUGAAUAGAAGUGGAAGCUUUACUAGCUUCUCACAACCUUCGUCUCCUCGUCUCUCUUGUUCUGCAGACAAUAACAGUGCCACUCACGUGGCUAUGACCAAGCAAGUGGUGCAAGUGGCUAUAUUUUUUAUUAAGUAA
Messenger RNA from Striga hermonthica, 657 nucleotides. NCBI's taxonomy places the organism in Eukaryota, Viridiplantae, Streptophyta, Magnoliopsida, Lamiales, Orobanchaceae. The record is from the annotation of a GenBank genome assembly.